Messenger RNA from Aspergillus eucalypticola CBS 122712, 1294 nucleotides. RefSeq lists its product as uncharacterized. The record is from RefSeq and is a predicted model, not a curated record. The transcript is spliced from 2 exons. NCBI's taxonomy places the organism in Eukaryota, Fungi, Ascomycota, Eurotiomycetes, Eurotiales, Aspergillaceae. The coding region runs from base 304 to 1248 and encodes 314 amino acids.
GCUACGCCAAACGGAUUCUUCGUACCCGCACGGGACCCCACCGAUGCACAUAAUCCAACAAAUCGGAUAGAGGAACGGGUGUCCGGGUGUACCUAUGCUAAGAAACCUUGUCGGGUGCUUAUCCGUCCAGGCCUCUUGGCCAGUGGUUCAUAUUGCGGCGCAGUCAAUUUGCAUGAGGGCCCCGCUUCCUAUUGGCCAACUGCACGCAAUCAAUCCUGCGCUAACAAAGACCAUAGUACUCAGUACCGUGCUGUAUAUGGUAUUCCGCAUUUCAGCAAAUACACAUGCAGCUAAUGACCCUAGAUGCAUACAUCCGUACCCUCCGCACCAAUCUGUUUACCUAUCCACACACCCAAAACCAUCCGUAACAACGGCCCCUAUACACGGAAACUACCCUCGAACACCACCACCUCCUCCUGCCUCCUGCUUCAAACCUCCCAUCUAACUAACACACCCACCCUCUCCAUAUCCACAUCCACAAUCAUGCCCAUGUCUACCACCUCAACCUCAACCUCGACAACACCCAACACCUCACUAUCGGACCAAGCCUCCCUAACAACCAACCCUCCACACCCGCACAUACAACUACCACCAUCACCACCCCUCCUCUUCCCCUCCGCGCACCACGAAUCAACUGAACUCCUCCAAACCCUCACGCACAUCCGCACGCAGCUCCACCGCGCCUCGCACCUCUACGCCCAAAAAGCAGCGUUUCUUGACGAUUCAGAAAGACAAUGGAUUGAGUCUACUAUUGCAGAUACGACAAACGCGGUGCAUGCGUUAGCGGUGCUGGUUGAGCCGGUGCGUGUGGAGUGGGAAGUGAGGAGCAAUCAGCACACUACACACCAUAAUGUCAAGGGGAGGAGUAAGCGGAUUUCAAUGGGUUUGGGGACGCAGUUAAGGUGGGUAUGUAGGGAUGGGCAGAGGGCGAAGGUGCAGAGGGGGAGACUGAUGGUUUGUUAUUCGAGUUUAAUGGUUGUGUUGGAGAGGUUGAUGGGGGUGGGUUGUGAUGAUGGAGGGAAAGGGGUAGUAGGGAGAGGAGGUGAGGAGGUAUUGGGUAUAGAGGAGGUGGAGGUACAGGAGUUGCCUGGGGAGGGUGAGGCGGUUGGUAUUGGCGCUGGCGCUUGUACUGGUGGCGAGGCGAGUUCGGGAGUGAACGCUAUUAAAGGAGGAGGGUUGGGGUUAGACGUUAAGGAUGAGAUGCGGGAUUUAUUGAGCUGGAGGCAGGCAAAGGGUAAUAAUAUCUAGAUGGUCGUUACUUGAGAUAUUGGAGUAUGAAGGGGGCAUUCAUGGU